Molecule: messenger RNA, 2769 nt
Organism: Labeo rohita (rohu)
Lineage: Eukaryota; Metazoa; Chordata; Actinopteri; Cypriniformes; Cyprinidae
Gene: amigo3
Product: adhesion molecule with Ig-like domain 3
Exons: 2
Coding region: 887-2347 (486 amino acids)
Biological process (GO): brain development
Molecular function (GO): protein binding
Source: RefSeq, a predicted model, not a curated record
AGAGACGGAGAGGGAGUGUAAUACACACUCAAGCUCCGCGAGAGAGAGACAGAGAGGAAAAGGAGGAAGACCCAUACAAUUCAAAGAGCGGAGGAAAGGAAAAAAAUAAAAAGGAUGGAUGCUGAGGAAGAAACAUUUUAAUUGGAGACCAGAAUCUGGGAGCAGGGAGUCUAAUGAUCUUUGGGCUUUCAUCUUUUCACCAGUUUCUCCAGAUGCCAUGUGGACACUGAAAGCUUAAAAGUCAUCAACCGAGAGUUAGCAGCCUUACAAAAUGUAUGUCUAAAAUUGAAGGAGUACUUUCUUCUGGUUCUGGAGCAACACUGAUAAACAGCUGUGCUGUAUCUGUACCUUCUUGUUAAAACAAACAACAGAUUGCUGGUAUCGUGGACUGUUAUUGUGGCUACUGUGUACCAGUGCUCAUGUGACACGUUGCAUGCCUGCUGUUCAGUUGAGGGCAAGAUUAUCCUAACUGAACUGGACAGGAUGCUGACUUUCUCAAAAGCAUCCUCCAGCCUGCGGCAGCGAGCUAACUCCUGAUUUAAGACCUCUUCUGUGCUGUCUCAGAUGUCAGGACUGCAAAACAACACCAACUGUUAAAAGGAUGGUGCACAGACGGUUGGGCUCAGCCUUGAGGAUGGGACAACAACAAUUGCUUUCCCUUUGAUAAAUCGAAUGGCCGUGCCUUCUAUCUGAGAAUGGACUGAAAUCUGGGGCAGCACUCGAAAUUCAAGUAACAAGAGUUAUGAGGCGGGAUAUUUGGAGAAACUGUUGGCAAACUUAAGACAGGAACACCAAGACGACAGCUUUGACUCAAACAGCAUGCGGACCUUUACCCCGGUGAAACUCUGGCUACUCUGAUUCCCAACCAGAACAUCCUGACGGCACAAUGCUGUGUGCUCAGGGUGUGGCCGCACCCCUCAUGCUGAGCUCUUUUCUGCUGCAGCUAGUCAGAGCUAAUCUCACCUCUGGUUGCCUGAUUACAUCCGAUAUCCUGAGCUGCACCAACCUUGGCCUCAAAAAAGUCCCAGAAAAGUUGCCUGUAAUGGUGGCAACAGUGGAUCUUAACCACAACCACUUAGAACAUAUUAAGGAGGGUAGCUUCGCUGGUCUACCCAAUCUUGACACUGUACGGUUGGCCCACAAUCAGCUGAGCAAACUCACUCCUGGAACCUUCCGGAACACGAGCAACAUACGCCAUCUGGACCUUUCCUCCAAUCAACUGAACAUUAUUGAGGACCACUACUUUCAAGAGUUAGUAGGAAUCAAGGAGUUACUCCUCUACAACAACCGCAUAGUGACAGUGGAAAGCAAAGCCCUGAGUGGUUUGAGCAACCUACGAAAAGCCUACCUGAGCCAUAACAGACUGACAGAUUUCCCCUUCUUUUCCAUUCAGCAACAUCCCAAUCUAAUUACUCUGGAUCUAAGUUCGAACCGUAUGCCCAACCUUCCUGUCGAGGCCAUAACAGCUUUAACAGAAAAGGUACAGAAUGGGUUGUUCCUACACAACAAUAGCCUCAUUUGUGAAUGCUCCAUGUACAGCUUGUUUAAACAAUGGGAGUACAGAGGCUUUGCCUCAGUGACAGAUUUUCGGGAGGAGCAUACAUGCUUGAUUUACGGUGAGCAACGCGCUAUUGUGCGUUUUCUCAAGCAUGUACGAUUCUUUGAGAAUUGCAAAAUAAAACCUCCAGUGAGGAAAGUUAGUAUGGAAGCAGAGGCUGGGGACUCAGUGAUGUUGGAUUGUAUAACAUCAUUAAAGGGAAAGCAUCUCAACUAUUCGUGGGUAUCCCAACGUCACGGAUACAUUGUUCCUCCUGGUAAUAACAAUACGCUGCGAAUGUACUCAAAUGGUUCUUUGGAAAUCUUGGCAGCACACAAGAAUGACUCUGGGGUGUACUUGUGCAUGGUUCAAAACCAUCAAGAGUCAAGCAACGAUUCUCUUGAAGUUAAUGUAACUGUGCAGAUUCACCGUCAAGAGGAGGAGCCCUUUAACACUGGCUUUACAACCCUUCUGGGCUGCGUUGUCAGCCUGGUUUUGGUCCUUAUGUACCUCUACUUGACACCCUGUCGCUGCUGGUGUCGCAAACAGCCUCUACCAGCAACACCGAGCCCUGCAAAUGAAUGCAGUGCCCAGUCAUCUAUCCUGACACCAACACCACCUGCCACAACGGAGGGCUCCGGCCGCAAGGUCAGUAACAACAAGCAUGUGGUCUUUCUGGAACCCAUCGAGAAGGCACAGAAUGGGAGGCCACGGGCAGCACUGGCCCUUGAGCAUCCCAAGCUGGCAGUAACGCGGAGCGAUGCUGACUCUGUCACUUCCGUCUUCUCAGAUACCACUAUUGUGCCAUAGCGGCUGCUUACUGUCAUCCCAACGACCUGCUCAAAUGAGCAUGUGGGUCCUUCAACGUGGCAGUCUGCAACUGCACAGCUACUCAGGACAGAUCAGGGAGAGGGCUUUGCAAGCCCAUUGCAGGCAGCAGAACAGAGCAGGAAAGCACAUACAAUCAGAGAGAAGAAAGAUAUAAAAACAAAAAGGCAAAAAGAUGGAGCCAAGCGCUCCCAAGAAUCAGCUUUAAGGCUUGACUGAGCCACGACGGUGUGAGAGGAAGGGAUUGGUUUGAAACUACAAAAGCUGAGAAGGGUAAAAAGCUUUCCCUUUACCACUGCUUGAGCCUUGAUAGAUUCAUAGCUAUGAAUGCCUUGUCUAGCCUAUAACCCACUGAAUACUGCAUAAAACCUAUUCUACUCUAGAACUAGCAUGAAUGAUAUGAA